Molecule: messenger RNA, 5294 nt
Organism: Epinephelus moara (kelp grouper)
Lineage: Eukaryota; Metazoa; Chordata; Actinopteri; Perciformes; Serranidae
Gene: ano7
Product: anoctamin 7
Exons: 24
Coding region: 123-2840 (905 amino acids)
Biological process (GO): chloride transmembrane transport; calcium activated phospholipid scrambling
Cellular component (GO): plasma membrane
Molecular function (GO): chloride channel activity; protein dimerization activity
Source: RefSeq, a predicted model, not a curated record
UGGAAACUGAACCAGAGACAAACAGCUGCUCAGCUCCCAGCUGGAGUUUCACCUGAACUUCACCUGAACCGGCACCGACUGCACACACAGGAGGAAGAGGAGGACGAAGGAGGUGAGCAAGGAUGAGGAGGAGAGGGGAGCAGAGGGAGGACAAUGCCACCCUCAUAACCAUGGAAACCAAUCUGGAGAAAAACUACGGCAGCAUCACCACGAAUGCAGCUGCUCAGCGUCCGGACAGGAACGUCUUCAGCGCCGGGUCGACUCGAGUUGAUUUCGUGCUGGCGUGGGAGGAGCCUCUGAGCUCACAGGAGGAGGAGAGCACAGGCGUUAACCCCGCCCACCUGAAGUGGAGGGCGUCAUUUCUGAAAAAACUGAGACGCUCAGGACUGCUGCUGGAGCAGAAGGAGGUCCUCCGCACGAAGGAGAAGAUCUGUUUUGUCCUCCUCAGUGCUCCAUGGAGCGUCCUCUGUUACUACGCUGAGGAGAUCAGUCUCAGGGUCCCUCUGCAGGAGGUCAACGCUCCCAUCACCAACUGGUCGGCGCAGGUUCUGUCCCAGCUGUCCCUCUCCAACCCUCUGUCUCAGGACGUCCCCAACACCCCCCCCGACUACUACACCUGUCAGUUCAGGACCAACAAGCUGCAGAGGUUUCUGGGGCACGACAACAGAGAGACGUUCUUCAAGACGACUCAGAGACACCAGGUGCUGUAUGAGAUCCUGGCCAGGACUCCGUACGGUUCGGUGAAACGGGGGGAGGUGGGAAUCGACCGACUGCUGGCUGAGCAGGUCUUCACUGCUGCCUACCCGCUGCAUGAGGGUGGUUUCGAGCUGCCGAGCGACUCGGUGCCUCCGGAGUCUUUGGGUCUGAGACAGAUCUUGUACUCGCACUGGGCCAAGUGGUCCUCCUGGAGACGCUACCAACCUCUGGAUCACAUCAGGGAAUACUUCGGAGAAAAGAUAGCGCUGUAUUUUGCCUGGCUCGGUUUCUACACCGGCUGGCUGCUGCCGGCGUCGCUUGUCGGGACAGUGAUCUUCGUGUUUGGGUUCUGGCUCAUGGCCACUGACGUUCCAGCGAAGGAGUUGUGUGAGAGUGGAGGCAGCUUCAUCAUGUGUCCUCUCUGUAACAUCUGCUCCCUAUGGAACUACUCCAGCAUCUGUGUCACCUUCAAGGCAGGUAUCAUGUUUGAUAAUGGAGGGACAGUGUUCCUUAGUGUCUUCAUGUCUCUGUGGGCCGUCACCUUCCUGGAGUACUGGAAGAGAACCUGUUCAGCUCUGGCACACCGCUGGGACUGUUCCGAAUUCCAGGACAUUGAGGAGCGUCCUCGUCCAGAGUUCACGGCCUUGGCGCCAAUGACCACGCGGAACCCGGUGACCGGAGCAGAGGAACCAUACUUUCCUGAGAGUAAACGCAUCAACAGAACUCUGACUGGCUGCAUGGUCAUCGUCGUCAUGGUUGUGGUCGUGCUGAUGUUCCUCAUCGCCAUCAUUCUGUACCGCACCAUCCUCAGAAUCAUCAUCUACAAGUCCAACAGCUUCUUAACCUUCUCUGCCGGGAGGAUAGCCAGUAUCACAGGAUCUGUGUUGAACCUGGUGGUCAUUCUCAUGUUGUCCAAAUUUUACACGUCGCUGGCCCACAUACUCACACACUGGGAGAUGCAUCGGACUCAGAGUAAAUAUGAAGACAUGUUCAUCCUCAAAGUUUUCAUCUUCCAGUUCGUCAACUUCUACUCGUCUCCGGUUUACAUCGCCUUCUUCAAAGGCAGGUUCAUCGGUUACCCUGGAAACUACCAGACUCUGUUUGGAGUUCGUAACGAAGACUGUGGAGCAGGUGGAUGUCUGAUUGAACUGGCUCAGGAGCUGCUCAUCAUCAUGGUGGGAAAACAGCUGAUCAACAACGCCCAGGAGUUCAUCUGCCCGAAGCUGAAGUCAUGGUGGCAGAACAGGAAGACGGGUGGUCGGCUGAAGGAGGUGAAGAAGGAGGAAGGAGUGGAGGCUCAGUUGGAGGUGAAGAAGGAGGAAGGAGUGGAGGCUCAGAGGGAGGUGAAGGGGGAGGAAGAGGAGGAGGUGUCUCCCUGGGAGGCAGAUUACCAGCUGCUCGUGUGUGAGGGACUCUUCAGCGAAUACCUGGAGAUGGUGAUUCAGUUUGGUUUCAUCACCAUCUUCGUGGCGGCGUGUCCCCUCGCUCCGCUCUUCGCCCUCAUUAAUAACUGGGUGGAGAUUCGUUUGGACGCUCAGAAGUUUGUUACUGAAUAUCGCCGCCCAGUGGGGGAGCGCGCUCAGGACAUCGGCAUCUGGUUUCCCAUCAUGCAGUUCAUCACACACGUGGCCGUCCUCUGCAACGCGUUUCUCAUCGCGUUCACCUCGUCCUUCGUACCCCGUCUGUACUACCGCUACACCAGAGACAGCACGCUGAGCGGCUUCAUCAACUUCACUCUGGCAACAUCACCACGCAACUACAGCCGUGAACACACACCCUGCAGGUACCGGGGUUUCAGAGAUGAAAACGGCGAAUACCUCCCGGAGUACUUCCACCUGCUGGCCAUUCGCCUGACGUUCGUCAUCGUGUUCGAGCAUGUGGUGUUCUUCAUCGGGCGUCUGAUUGACCUGAUGGUGCCUGACAUCCCAGAGGAGGUGGAGAUGAAGAUGAAGAGGGAGCACUACAUGGCUAAAGAGGCACUGGCUGAGAACCAGUCUUUGGGGAAAUCCAUGAUUCCUAGUGAAAGGGAUUCCUCGUGCAGCGACCUGCGACAGCGUCCGUCUUUACGACCACCGCAGAGCGACUCCCCUCCGCCAAACCUGAAGGAGAUCCCAGAGGAACCUGACCCAUCAGAAAGGUGCUGAAAUAUGUUGCACAAGUGAACUCUGUGCUGGAUGUCCUACCUCUGCCUCGACGUCCUGAUCUACUAGACUGAACUUCUUACGAUCAACCUCUCGGACAGCUCUAUAAGACCACUGUGAGACCUCUUCAAGGUCUACAAGAACUGGGUUGAGUCUUACAAGUCCUACAAGAACAUCACAAGAUCUAAAAGACCAUUGUAAAAGACACUUCAAGACUGCUGCUGGAUAUGUAGGGGUUCAACCAGACCAGAUCUGGAAGACUCCUGCUUGACCUUUAGAACAUCUACUAAGGUUGAGUUGAACCUCUACACAUCCUUAAAAAGCUCUUCAAGAGGUCUACAAGACCUUCAGCACCCCCUCCACAAAGAUCUCCACAAAUAUCUCCACGAGUGUCCUUAAAGUAAAUGAGAGCUUUUCAAAGCCCCAAGAUUUCUGCGAUGUUUCCACAUGAGCUUUUCAAGAAGCCAACAUGGCCUUGGUCCUGUGUUCUUUACUUACGAGACGUGUUUGUGACUUGGAGGAAGCCCACGAGAACAAGAACUUUAAAGAGCCCUAAAACCUUUCAGAAGGGUGCUAUGAGACCCUUAGUGCACUUAGUGUUUGUGCACUUUUACAGGCUGCAACCUUUAUGCCCUUGCCCUAUCAGUAGCUGUGGCUGGAGGCAUUUUAUGUUCAGAUUGUCUGACCAUCCCAUUCUCAUUAAUGUAAAAUCUCGAGAACACCUCAUGGGAAUUUCUUCAAAUUUGGCUCAAACGUCCACUUGGACUCAAAACUUCUUAGAAUUUAGUGAUCAAAGGUCAAAAGUCAAAGUCACUGUGACCUCUUUUGUCUCAUUCUUGACAACACGAUAUCUCAAGAAGGCCUUGACUGAAUUUCCUUAAAUUUGGCACAAACAUCCACUUGGACUCAAAAACUGAUUAGAUUGAGUGGUUGAACAUCACUGUGGCCUCACAAAACAUUUUUGGCCAUAACUCCAGAAUUCAUAUGUUGUCCUCCUGAGGGAUCAGGGUAAUACCUGACACGGUGGACGUUCCCUCAUUGUUACAUAUAUUUAUAAAUUAUAUUUCACCGUAUUUCAAAAGUCAAUUCAGUGAUUGAAUCAAAUAUAUAUAUAUAUAUAUAUAUAUAUAUAUAUUUUUUUUUUAAAAAGAACAGCUGUUGAUGUUGGUGAAAUAGAAAAUCCUUCACGUGCGCUGUCACUGCAGGAACCUUCAGGAUGGAGCCACUGCAGCGCUGCUGAAAAUGAAGUCUUCAUUUCAGCUUUCCCAGAUCUUCUCUUCUAUGUGUCUCCUUUUCUCAGAGAAUAAUUCAGCGUCAUUAAUACAAAAUAAAUUGUUUCAUGGUGGCCUUCAGCCUGAUACCCAGCCUUCGUUGAUCUGGUUUUAUUAUCUCAUUAAUCAUUUUUUUGUCCAGUAGCAAUGACUGAUACGAUGUGUGUCAUUUAUUUUUGUGCCACCACAAUAUGCCGUUUGGAUUGUGUAAUUUUUGCCAAAUUAAAAUCAUUUUUAUUCUUGUAAAGUUAAAUCUGUUUUUAGAUACUGUAUGUUUAGAUUCAGACUCUUUUCUGUUUUCUUAGAGGAACAAACUUUUAAUCAGGUUUUUUGAAUAUUUAAACAGCCUUUGUGCAUUUAUUAAAUCGACAGUUUUAUGGAGCUAGAUCAGAGCCAAAGGUUUGAUCAUUUAAAAAAAAUGAACGUAAUUGAGAAACUGAAAGUUAAGUUUUGAUCUUGAAUUGUGAAAUAUACAAUGGUGUAUCUCAAACAAAAAAAAAAAAAUUGUACAUUAGUGAAGGAAACAUGUUUUUUCAGGUGAAAUAGAAUUUUGAGUCGGUUCUGAAAUUCUUUUAAAUAAAUUAUUUACACAUUUUUCUCUGUUAUAUCUAUUUUAAUAUUUGAGCUCUCUUUUUUUUUCCAGUUGCAGAUUUAAUGUUUUCAGAUUCAUAUAAUCUCCUGAAGGCAACAAGAUCCCACAACCCUCUGUGCAGAUUAAUCAAUAAUGAAAAGAAUCAUCUCUGUUCAGAAUAUUAUUCAGUCAGUGCUGCAGGAAGUACUCGGAUCCUUCACUGCAGUAAAAGUACUAAUACCACACUGUGAAAAUACUCCAGUGAAAGUCCUGCUUUGAAAAUGUGACUGCAGUUAAGAAAUACUUUACUUAGACCUAAAGUAUAUGUAUAUGUUUAGGUAAAGUACAUAUCUGGAAAAUGUAUGUAAGUAUUAAAAGUAAAAGUACUUAAUGUUAAAAUGUUUUGAUCAACUUAAUAAAUCAAAAUAAUUAAACUAAUUCAAUCAACUAAUUGUUUCAGAUGCACUUGUUUAUUUUUUAUAUUUUUGGUUUAUGUGUAAAAAAAAGUAAAGUAAGUCAAGUUAUCAAAGAACUGUAGUGGAGUAAAACUAGAAAGUGGAAUGAGAUUCAAAUACAGUACCUCAGGUUUAUACCUCAGUACUUACAGUGCCACCA